CCAGGUCCUUAUGGGAGCGGGACUGAGUCAAGGCGGCAAAUUGCGUUGUUGAAAAACAUGCUUCAUUUCAUCAGCUGAACAUAUGAACACGUUUGGAAGGGACUGGUCCAUCGCGCACGGCUUUCCAGACGUUUAUCGCGUGGCUGUUGUAUAAUUGUUGUUUGUUUGGGUUUUUUUUACACAUAACGCGUAAUCGCACCUGACUGGUGCCGGCAUGCUGUUAGACUGCAAGGUUUUUAUAGGGACCGGGUGCUUAAAGACUGGGACUUACUUUGGCCUCAGCACAGGACGACAUAUCAGAUACAAAACUGCUCAAAACUUAAUAUUGGAUUUUAACGUAUUUUUUAUAAGCUACUAUUACUGCAGAUAAGUGGGUCAAAGGUUUGCUUGCUUAUCAGAGCCCCAUUGCAAUAAUUCACCUUUAUUCCAUACAAGACAGAAGAUGAGGCUCUCUGUAAUUGUCGGUUGCAACCUGGCAUUCAUCUUUGUCGACAUAGUGGUCACCACAGUGCUGUACGUCCAGGGAUCUAGCCUGGAGGUGUUUGAGGAUGACGUCAAAAACUUCGACGUGCGCCACUCGCUCCUGGACCUGUGGGGGACGCUCCUCCUGCGGGUGUGCCUGCUCCUGGGGGCGUCUAUCGGGGUGCUCUGGAACCGGAGGGACGGGCCGCGGCGUGUGGCCCGCCUGCGUCUGCUGGCAACGUUCACCAGUCUGGUGGUCCUCAGCUAUGCACUGGUCAAGCUGCUGGUGCUGUCGGAGCAGGGCGCGUUGGCGCGUGAGCCCUGGUUCCUCGCCCUGCUCGCCUGGACGUGCGGGGCCGCAGUCACCGCGCCGCUCCUCUGGAGGCUGCUGGCGAGGGCACGGGGCGACGAGGUGGCUGGCGAGGAGAGUGAAAGGCUGGUGGACGGAGAGAGAGAGGGGGAGGCGGGGAGGGAGGAGGAGGAGCCCAAGGAGAAGUGCCAAACAGCGGGCAAGGGCGCGAGGCGGCAGCCGAACUCGGGGGCCACUGUUGGCCGACUCCUUUCCUACUGUAAGCAGGACUCGGCGCUGCUGACCACAGCUUUCUUCUUCCUCCUGCUCUCUGCUGUGUGUGAAGCCUUUAUCCCGUAUUACACCGGCAAAGCCAUAGACGGCAUAGUGAUGCACAAGAGUAUGGAAUACUUUGCCAAGCCCAUGAUCAUCCUCACCGUGCUGGCCCUGGUCAGCUCCGUAGCCAUCGGGGUCCGCGGAGGCGUGUUCGCGCUGACGUUCGCCAGGCUCAGCAUACGACUGCGGAACCUCCUCUUCAGGUCGCUGGUGCACCAGGAGAUCGCCUUCUUCGACACCAACCACACAGGUGACAUCACGUCACGGCUGACGUCGGACACGACACAGGUGAGCGACCUGAUCUCGCAGAAUGUCAACCUGUUCCUGCGUAGCUUCAUCAAGGGUGCCGGCUACUUUAUCUUCAUGUUCGGAAUGUCCUGGAAGCUCUCCCUGGUCAUCAUCAUGGGUUUCCCCUACAUCGCUGUUAUCUCCCAGCUCUAUGGCGAGCAUUACAAGAAAUUAACCAAAGAGGUGCAGGCCUCGCUGGCCCAUGCCAACAGGGUUGCCGAGGAGACCAUCUCGGCCAUGCGCACGGUCCGCAGCUUCGCCUGCGAGGAGCAGGAGGCUGACGGCUACCACCGCCGGCUGCUAGACGUCUUCAGGCUCAACAAGAAACAGGCCCUGGCCUAUGCCUGCUUCAUGUGGUCCAGCUGUAUUUCGGAGCUGGCUUUGCAGGUGGCUAUCCUGUUUUACGGCGGACACCUGGUGGUGACGGGCCAGAUAACAGGGGGGACCCUCAUUUCUUUCAUCAUCUAUGAGCUUGAACUCGGCGAAUGUCUUGAGAGCAUCGCAUCCGUCUACACAGGCCUGAUGCAGGGUGUGGGGGCGGCCGAGAAGGUGUUCGAGUACAUCGACAGGAAGCCCAGACAUGCUCCCGAUGGCCUGGAAGCGCCAGACACCCUCCGUGGUCUGGUGGAGUUCCAUGAUGUGACAUUUGCCUACCCCACACGUCCAGACACUGAUGUCCUGAAGAGCGUCUCCUUCAGCAUUCACCCGGGCGAGGUGACAGCCUUGGUGGGUCCCUCGGGCAGCGGUAAGAGCUCCUGCGUGUGUCUGCUGGAGAACUUCUACUCCCCAAUGCAGGGCCAGGUGCUACUGGAUGGGCGGCCGGUUCAAAGCUACCAGCACGACUACCUUCACUCCAAGGUAGCGCUGGUCAGCCAGGAGCCCGUCCUGUUUGCUCGCUCGGUGCAGAAGAACAUCUCCUACGGUCUGACAGACGCUCCGAUGGAAGCUGUCGUUGCCGCGGCCACCAAAGCCAACGCUCACGAGUUCAUCUGCGGUCUCUCCAAGGGCUACGACACGGGUGUGGGGGAGAAGGGAUCCCAGCUGUCUGGAGGCCAGAAACAGAGGGUGGCCAUUGCACGCGCCCUCAUCCGGCAGCCCUGUGUGCUCGUGCUGGACGAGGCCACCAGUGCGCUGGAUGCCGAGAGCGAGCAUGUGGUCCAGCAGGCACUGAACGGUGCGAUGGAGAACUGCACGGUGCUGGUGAUCGCCCAUCGGCUGAGCACAGUGGAGAGGGCCGAUCGCAUCGUCGUGCUGCAGCGGGGCUCUGUGGCAGAGCAGGGCCGGCAUGCUGAGCUCCUGGCCCGUCGCGGCAUCUACUACAGGCUGGUCCAGAGGCAGGCGCUGAGGCUGGAGGGCGGGGCCACAGACGAAGUGCCCCGCCCACCCGGGGCGCCGCCUCCCCAAAGCCGGGAGGAGGACGAGGAGUUUAGUGAGGGGGAGGGUGGUGAGGCUGGACACAGGGCCACAUAUUGAUGUGAGUUCGGCAUGGCCUUCUCUGCGCCAGCCGUUGCUUUGGAAUUAGGAUAAUCGCACUGUUAAGUACAAUAAUUGCAAUCGCGAUACCUGUGAGAUUACUGAUUACUGGAUUUGCUGGAAUCUUUAAGAUCAAGAGGAAGUUGUCCUCUUGGAGGGGAACAAGCAUGGGAAGAUUUUUAUUUGUCACACACGCACACACAGACAAACACAUGCACACAUUUCUUUGUUCUUUAAAAAAGGUCAAAUCCUUUAAUAUGAAACAAAGAUGUGUUGGGUUUAAGGGUCUAGUUAACCAGGUGGAUUAGCACUCUGUUGUAGAAUGCCACGCAGUGCUAUGGUGACUGCACUACUUCACAUAUCAGUACACAAACGCAUUGCACCACAGUUUGAAUCUGAAGGAAAUAAAGAACUAUGAGAAAUGCCUCAAGACUCCAAGAUGUCUGUUUGCAAUAAUAAUGUGUCAAUUCAGAUGUUUUUUCUUAUUUAACUUUGGAAAUGAACAAAGAUGAAGAAAUAAAGAAUGUAAUCCAAAUGUAUCAAAGUGAGAUUUUUUAUCAGAAGCAAUAUUUUCCACUUACCAGCUACUUUGACAUUUAUUUACUGAAAUGUAUUUAAUAAAAACACCUUAUAGAUGGCGAGUA
Messenger RNA from Electrophorus electricus (electric eel), 3492 nucleotides. It is a transcript of the gene abcb9, whose product is annotated as ATP-binding cassette, sub-family B (MDR/TAP), member 9. The record is from RefSeq and is a predicted model, not a curated record. Gene Ontology annotation, molecular function: ABC-type peptide transporter activity; ABC-type oligopeptide transporter activity; ATP binding. Gene Ontology annotation, biological process: peptide transport; transmembrane transport. Lineage: Eukaryota; Metazoa; Chordata; Actinopteri; Gymnotiformes; Gymnotidae. Gene Ontology annotation, cellular component: lysosomal membrane.